AUGGAGAGUUACAAGAAAAUAGACCACCACUAUCACAUGGACAACAACCAGCAGGACCAUCAGAACCAAUUAACUACCCACAACCCAAUGGAGAGGCACAAGAAAAUAGACCACAACCACCACAUGGACAAACACAACAAGCAGGACCAUCACAAUCUAUUAACUACCCACAACCAAAUGGAGAGGCACAAGAAAAUAGACCACCACUAUCACAUGGAGAACCACAACCAGCAGGACCAUCACAACCAAUUAACAACCCACAACCAAAUGGAGAGGCACAAGAAAAUAGACCACCACUAUCACAUGGACAACAACCAGCAGGACCAUCACAACCAAUUAACUACCCACAACCAAAUGGAGAGUUACAAGAAAAUAGACCACCACUAUCACAUGGACAACAACCAGCAGGACCAUCACAACCAAUUAACUACCCACAACCCAAUGGAGAGGCACAAGAAAAUAGACCACAACCACCACAUGGACAAACACAACAAGCAGGACCAUCACAAUCUAUUAACUACCCACAACCAAAUGGAGAGGCACAAGAAAAUAGACCACCACUAUCACAUGGAGAACCACAACCAGCAGGACCAUCACAACCAAUUAACAACCCACAACCAAAUGGAGAGGCACAAGAAAAUAGACCACCACUAUCACAUGGACAACAACCAGCAGGACCAUCACAACCAAAUAACUACCCACAACCCAAUGGAGUAA
Messenger RNA from Bacillus rossius redtenbacheri, 717 nucleotides. RefSeq names its product histidine-rich glycoprotein-like. NCBI's taxonomy places the organism in Eukaryota, Metazoa, Arthropoda, Insecta, Phasmatodea, Bacillidae. The coding region runs from base 1 to 717 and encodes 238 amino acids. The record is from RefSeq and is a predicted model, not a curated record. The transcript has a single exon.